Messenger RNA from Rhodotorula graminis WP1, 1178 nucleotides. RefSeq lists its product as uncharacterized. The transcript is spliced from 7 exons. The record is from RefSeq and is a predicted model, not a curated record. Lineage: Eukaryota; Fungi; Basidiomycota; Microbotryomycetes; Sporidiobolales; Sporidiobolaceae. The annotation marks the transcript as partial.
GCUGAGCACGGCCAGCUUCAGGAUGGAUCACCAGCUCCCACUCCUGCUGCGCCACUACGCCGCCCUGUCGCCCUCGUCCCCGGCCCUCCUCCCUGCACCGCCUUUCCCGACCUCGCGCCAGCUCUCGCUCCCGAUAACCCAGCAGUGGCUCGUCGACCACCUCCUCGAGCACGAUCGAGACCAGCAGGACGGGGAGCGGGGCGGUGCAGCGUGGAAGAAGGUCUUCUGGAGGCGGGUCGUCAAGGCUGUCGAGGACGGCUUCGACGUGCGGCGCGCCGACGGCGACGAGCAGGUCGACGACGAGGAGGUCCACCCCGACAUUCUCGAGACCAUGGUCGAGUACCUCUCGUCCGGCGCAGCGGCGGGCGCACCGGGCGUCUCGACCCGCACCUACUACUGGGGCGACCUGUCGAAGGCGCCGAGCGAGUGGGAGAGUCUGCACACGCGGGAGGAGGGCAGGCUCAUCAGCGGCGCCGCUCGUCUGACACAGGAACGACGGGCUUGCGAACCUGGCAAGCCUGCAUCGCUCUCUCGAACCACCUUAUCGCCGCACCGCACGUCCUCGAGCGCUCGUCCCGCAUCAUCGAGCUCGGCGCAGGUGUCGGGCUCCUUUCGCUCGUCGCGGCACGGUUAUGGCGCGCGGCCGGGCGGCGAGGGCGGAUCAUCGCGACCGACGUCGACGAGAAGGUGCUCGACGUGUUGACGAGCAAUCUCGGGCUCAAUGAACUCGACGACCUCGCUCGGUGCAGCAAACUCGACUGGGAGCUCGCCGCCGACCUCGACGCACACGGCGACGAGCUCUCCCAGUGGGAGCGACAAGCCUUCGACGACGGUCGAGCAGAGCUCAUCCUCGGUGCCGACAUCGUUUACGAUCCCUCUCUCGCCGUUCUACUCGCCGCGACACUCGCAUGGCUCCUUCGUCCUGCGACCGACGUCGACACGCCGCCACCGCAAGCGCUCAUCGCGGGCACGGUCCGCAACGAGUCGACGUGGGCCACCUUUCUCGACGAGUGCGAGCGACGUCGGCUGCGGGUCGAGCCGGUCGAGCUGGAGGAACCGCCACAGCAGGGCGGAUUGGUCGGGGCAGAAGGGUGGGAGGGCGAGGGCGAGGUGCGACUGGUGCACCUGACGGCCUUGUGAGCUUGUCCGUGCAAUAGAGCCGCUGUGAAAGCCCCGUC